This is a messenger RNA of Aspergillus mulundensis, 2097 nucleotides long. Its product is annotated as DNA-dependent ATPase RAD54. The record is from RefSeq and is a predicted model, not a curated record. The transcript has 4 exons. Gene Ontology annotation, molecular function: DNA translocase activity; ATP-dependent chromatin remodeler activity; ATP binding. NCBI's taxonomy places the organism in Eukaryota, Fungi, Ascomycota, Eurotiomycetes, Eurotiales, Aspergillaceae. Gene Ontology annotation, biological process: double-strand break repair via synthesis-dependent strand annealing; reciprocal meiotic recombination. Gene Ontology annotation, cellular component: nucleus. The coding region runs from base 1 to 2097 and encodes 698 amino acids.
AUGAACAAGUCCAGUGGCUCAUACGAUAGCUCGCGGCCAGCUCCAACCCUGGGCAUGAGGCAGGGCGCCACAUUCGUGGUGAAGCCUUUGCAUGACCCAAGCGGAGAGUUUGCGAUUGUUCUUUAUGAUCCAACCGUCGACGAUAUUGAUGAAGCAACCCCCAAGGAACAGGAUAAAGAUGGCGAGGAUAAGGACCAGAAGCUGGAUGAGCCUCUCGUACAUAAAAGCUUGGCGGACAUUCUUGGGCUGAAGAAGAAGGUGGAAGAGCGCCCCAAAGUUCCAGUGGUAAUCGACCCCAGGUUAGCCAAGAUUUUGCGUCCGCAUCAAGUGGAAGGAGUCAAGUUCCUCUACCGUUGCACUACUGGAAUGAUUGAUAAAAACGCCAACGGCUGCAUUAUGGCAGACGGGAUGGGACUAGGCAAGACACUCCAAUGCAUUUCUUUGAUGUGGACACUUCUGAAGCAAUCUCCCGAGGCUGGAAAGACGACCAUCCAGAAAUGCAUCAUUGCGUGUCCCUCCAGUUUGGUUGGGAAUUGGGCCAAUGAGCUCGGAAAGUGGCUUGGGAAGGACACUAUCACUCCAUUUGCCGUGGAUGGAAAAGCUUCCAAGACGGAGCUCACCAGCCAAUUGAAACAAUGGGCAAUAUCUUCGGGCCGCUCUAUCGUCAGACCAGUACUCAUUGUUUCCUAUGAAACACUGCGGCUGUAUGUCGAUACAUUGAAAGAUAGCCCCAUUGGCCUGCUGCUUUGCGACGAAGGCCAUCGGUUGAAGAAUAAAGAGAGCUUGACUUGGACAGCCCUCAACAGCCUCAACGUGCAAAGGCGAGUAAUUUUGUCCGGAACGCCCAUUCAGAACGACCUAUCGGAAUAUUUCGCACUCCUUAAUUUCGCCAACCCAGACCUACUUGGAUCACAAAACGAGUUCCGAAAGAGAUUUGAAAUACCCAUCCUCAGAGGGAGAGAUGCAGCAGGCACGGAAGAAGACAGAAAGAAAGGCGAUGAACGUCUAGCCGAGCUUUCUGGCAUCGUUAACAAGUACAUUAUUCGGAGGACAAACGAUAUAUUGUCCAAGUACUUGCCCGUCAAGUAUGAGCAUGUUGUGUUCUGCAACCUCUCACAAUUUCAACUUGACCUGUACAAACAUUUCAUUGAUAGUCCAGAGAUCAAAAGCCUUCUCAGGGGCAAAGGCAGUCAGCCUCUGAAAGCAAUCGGGCUUUUGAAGAAACUUUGCAACCAUCCUGAUCUGCUGAAUCUCUCCAUUGAUCUCCCUGGAUGCGAGCACGCAUUUCCUGAUGAUUAUGUCGCCGUGGAAGCAAGGGGUCGGGACAGAGAUGUCAGGCCAUGGUAUUCAGGGAAGAUGAUGGUCCUUGAUCGAAUGCUGGCACGAAUACGUCAGGACACAAAUGAUAAGAUCGUCUUAAUCAGCAACUACACACAAACGCUCGAUGUCUUUGAAAAGCUUUGCAGGUCAAGAGCUUACGGUUGUCUCAGACUGGACGGAAAGAUGAACGUGAAGAAACGGCAGAAGCUGGUUGACAAGUUCAAUGACCCCGACGGUGAAGAGUUUGUUUUUCUGCUCAGCAGCAAAGCCGGUGGUUGUGGUCUGAACCUGAUCGGUGCAAACAGGCUCGUGCUGUUCGAUCCCGACUGGAACCCAGCAGCCGAUCAACAGGCAUUGGCGCGAGUUUGGCGUGAUGGCCAAAAGAAAGACUGUUUUGUCUAUCGCUUCAUCGCAACUGGAUCAAUAGAAGAGAAGAUUUUUCAACGCCAGUCUCAUAAACAGUCGCUUUCCUCCUGCGUGGUGGACUCCGCUGAGGACGUUGAGCGACAUUUCUCCUUGGACUCGCUCCGUGAACUGUUCCAGUUCAAGCCAGAAACGACGAGUGAUACACAUGACACCUUCAAGUGCAAAAGAUGCAGGCCCGAUGGCACACAGUAUAUCAAGGCCCCAGCUAUGCUCUAUGGUGACACCAGUUCUUGGAACCAUUUUGUGAACACCGGCGAUAAGGGGCCGCUCAACCAAAUCCAAGACCUUUUGAUUCGACAAGAGACUCAGGAGCGAGACGUCUCCGCCGUUUUUCAAUAUAUCAGCCAUUGA